AUGGGCAAGAGAUUUGUCACUCCCAAAUCCCAAUCCCGACUGAUAGGUGUCGCCGACGAAUUCCUGCUCGAGUCACCAGACGUCCGUUCUACUCAGCCGGGAGGCUUCAUCCUGCAUCCGGAUUCCGGCGAUCGACAGAUGAGUAUACGGAGGAGCCUUGGGAAUGAUGCUUUACAAGUGGCUUCAAAGAAAGUUUCUGCUUCAAAGAGACAAAGUUUGAUGAUGAACAAUGGUGUGGUGUUAAAUGGAGAGAUGGAUCUUGGUAAUGGAAGUCAAGAAAUGGCGUAUCAAUCUAGAGGUGAGAAGGAAAAGAAAAUCCGGGAAUUGAGUGCUGAGCUGGAGGAUACAAAUAAAAAAUGUGAAGCAUAUCGUGCGAAUCUAUUGGCUGUUUUGAAAGAUAUGGAGGAACAGAAGCUGAAGCUCUCAGUUAAAGUGCAGAAUGCAAGGCUAAGCUUAAAAGAAUGAGUUGCUUUCAUCUGUUUUUUGGCCAAAAGCAUGUUUGCUUUGAUCUUUUUAACCUCCACCAAAAGUGAAACCCAUGUACAUCAAAAUCAAGCCACAUAUUAGUAGAAAUAUUUGUUGCAAUAAAGAAAUUCGGAAGGAAAUCUUGUUUUUCAUCAAUUGCCUUUUUUUCUUUGCCAUAAGAAUAUCGUCUUUGGAUCAAGGGACGUGAAACUAGAUUGUUGGUUCUAAAAAGACCGAAGAAAGUGAAAAGAAAAAAUUGGAUUGGGGUUUAGGGUUUAGUGUUUAUAUUUUGCUUGAUAUGAUAGUUGGGUAGCACAAGCACCUGUUUGAUUCCAAUUAAUAGCUUCAAAUAAAUUCUUGUG
Messenger RNA from Lactuca saligna, 827 nucleotides. The record is from the annotation of a GenBank genome assembly. NCBI's taxonomy places the organism in Eukaryota, Viridiplantae, Streptophyta, Magnoliopsida, Asterales, Asteraceae.